CCUCUGCCUUCGCUUCCGUCUCUGCAUCUGACGCAGAUUCUGACUCGGCUUCCCACUGCUCUGCUUCUGACUCUGCUUGUGACUCAACUUCUGACUCAACUUCUGACUCAACUUCUGACUCUGAUUCCGACUCUUCAAGUUCUCUUCCUGUGACGAGUGCCCAGACACACUGCGCAAAGUCGAGAAGCUGUGAAGUCUUCCAUAAAUGGAUAUGAAAAACAGAGAGCACUGUGUCGGCUUCAAAGACGUCACGCCUGACAUUGAAAGCUGCUUUCCAGGCGUCAAUGGCAUCGCCUAUGAAUUCGGGACUCGCCAUGCUCCAAAUUGGAAAAACUCAAACUGAUUGCAGGCGUUCUUCAGAACCUGGCCAGCCACCCGUAUGCAGCAUUAGUGGCAAGAUGGCACGACCACCAUAGGAAAGAAACGGAAAGAAGGGCGCCUUUCCAACCAGGAAAACAAGCAGCUUGCUGCGAGAGGCACAGAAAUGUUGAGAAUAGAACGCCUCUUGUCCUGGCAGCCGCAAAGGAUCUCUUGCAGAUGCAUCAUGCAGGGCAGGGACAGGGACCAGCAGGGAGAGCCCCAGCAAGAUUCCUCAGCAGAGAGGGAGCAGAACAGUGGGAGCAGACUCAUCUGAGGACUCUUGCAAGAGAGGCUGUCUGCAGGUGGUGUGCCAUCAUGGUGCUAACAAAAGUCCUUACAGCCCCAUCAGCAUCGCAACUGAAUCCAAUGCUGGAAGAACUGAGCGGCGCACGUCAUCUAUAUGUCCUUUUCCUGGGAAGCCCCGUUGCAGAGGACAAACCAAGCUGGUGCCCUGACUGUGUGCGUGGGGAGCCUGAGAUCCUCAAAUCCCUCGCCGCUUCCUCAAAGCACAUCAACCUUCUACGGGUCUAUGUCGGAGACCGUCCAACAUGGAGAGACCCAUCUCACCCACUAAGAACAGAUCCAAAGCUGUCCCAGUUUAUCAGAGGCGUGCCCAGUCUUGUGAGUUGGGGCAGUGACGGUCCUCUGAAGAGCCUGGGCGAUCAGGAAGCUCAGGACCAAGAGUUGGUUAGGCAGCUUGUAGGUUGACCAGCACGGGUUACGGCGCUCUUUUGAUUUCAGUAGGUGCUGCGCGGUUUAUGAGACGGGUGUACAUUAUAGAUUGAUAGACAGCGAUACUGUGACCCACGGCACUAGCUUGUAUUUUUGAACUUAGUCGCGGCCCAGAUCUUAACAAACGUAAAUUGUGGGCUAUUGGGUACUAUAUCAAUGACUGAAAGAUCGACCACUGCCAGCAUUUGGCAUGCAAUGAUGGCUGGCAUACUCG
Klebsormidium nitens is the source of this 1306-nucleotide messenger RNA. Lineage: Eukaryota; Viridiplantae; Streptophyta; Klebsormidiophyceae; Klebsormidiales; Klebsormidiaceae. The record is from the annotation of a GenBank genome assembly.